AUGGGAGGAAAUACAGGUGAUGGUAGAGUAGUAUCUGAUGCGACGUGCUUUAAGGGAGAAGGUCUAGGUGAAGGUGAUGGUAGGGGUGAAGGGGGAAAUGUGAAAACCUCAGAUGCCGUUCACGAGUACCUGGAAGGAGCAGUGACAAAGGAGCAUUUCUUGGGGCUCAUUGACUGGGUGGAGGCUCAUCGUCCAGAGCCUGCUUUAGAAAAGAUAUACUGCAGUGGCAGCAGCGAUGGACCGGCAUUUGUGGUAUCAUCAGGGAGGACAUUCCCAGCCUCAAAGGUGGAUUUCGGGUGGGGUAGGCCGGCUCUGGGGUCAUACCAUUUUCGAUGGGAUGGGGAAGCUGGAUACGUGAUGCCAAUGCCAAGUCCGGCCAGAGAUGGUGACUGGGUGGUGUACAUGCACCUCUUGAAAGGGCAGAUAGAGUUGAUUGAGACUGAGGCCGCCCAUGUCUUUAGACCUUUAACAUCUGAAUAUCUCAACUUGAUCAGCUGA
This is a messenger RNA of Vitis vinifera (wine grape), 498 nucleotides long. RefSeq names its product coniferyl alcohol acyltransferase-like. The record is from RefSeq and is a predicted model, not a curated record. NCBI's taxonomy places the organism in Eukaryota, Viridiplantae, Streptophyta, Magnoliopsida, Vitales, Vitaceae. Bases 1 to 498 code for a protein of 165 amino acids. The transcript has 2 exons.